AUGUCCUUCCUCGAUCUCCCAAACGAGAUAAUCCUUCAAAUCUGCCAGCACGGUCUCGAGUUCCCUGACCUCAACGCCCUUCUCCGAACAAACCGCCGACUGGCAAUCCUCCUAAACCAUGUCCUCAUCGAUGCCCUUUUCCGCACCCGCCACCACAAACACGCCGUUCGGGCACUGUACUGCGUUGCCGACCUCGAAGAUAAAGUCAAAGUGCAAAGACUGCUAGAUAGGGGUAUCCUCAAUGCCGUAGAGAAUCAAGUGUUGAUUAGUCACGCAACGGUAACGCAGAGCGGGAGGGUGGUGCGUACGCUGCUGGAGUGCGGGAUCACUCCAGUUCGCGAAGAGCGGCGGAGCAGGACACCGCUGUCGCUGGCGGCCGAGUAUGGGCGUGUUGAGGCGGUAAAGUUGCUUGUGGGAAGAGACGAUGUGGACAUUAACGCCCACGACUAUUAUAACAAGACGCCAUUGCAUCUGGCGGUUUACGGGAAGCACGAGGAGGCUAUUCGGACCCUGCUGAGCGAUCCAAAGGUGGAGGUUAAUGCUAAGGGGCACGACGACCAAACGCCAUUGCACGUCGCGGCGAUCGAAGGACAUCUAGGGUGCGUAGAGGCGCUAUUGGAGGAUAAAAGGGUGGAGAUUAACACCGGUGAUGGGAAGGGAAUAACUCCCUUGUCCCAUGCCGCUAAAAUGGGCCACAAAGAAAUCGUCCAGCUCCUUUUAGGCGACAGCCGAAUCGACGUGAGCAGAGUCGACGAGGACGGAAAUACACCAUUACACAUGGCAGCCCACUCCGGUAAUACAGACCUCAUACAGCUCCUCUUAUCAGGCAACCGCUUCGACUUAAAAGCGCUCGACAAUAGUGGGUCCACAGCCCUCCACUAUGCCAGCCACGGGGGCCACGAAGCUGCCCUCCGCCUUCUCCUAAAAGAUGGUAGAAUAGACAUCAACCACCCAGACAAAUCCCUAGCGACACCACUACACAAAGCCAGCCGCGCACCAAAUCCAUCGACCGUCCUCGCCCUCCUAGAACAACCCACGAUUGAUGUCAACCCGAAGGACAGCGGCGGGUACACGCCACUCCACCGGGCAACCUGGGAAAACCAUGCGGCGAUAAAACCACUCCUAGAGCACCCAAACACAGACCCUAACAUCGCCGACAAGCGCGGCCUAACCCCCAUCGGCCGCGCCGCAAGACGUGGUAAAGAUGAAGCCGUGAAAAUAUUACUUGCCGAUCCCCGUAUUGGCAUGAAGUGCCACUCCAGCUCUGACUCCACCUUAUUACAUAUUGCGGCAAGAGACGGGUACGAAAGUAUCGUGAAAAUCCUUCUGGAAGAUCCAAGAGUCGACGUUAAUGCCGCGAACCCCGAUAGCGAUGAAUGCACACCAUUGCAUCUUGCAGUUUCUUAUGCUCAGGAUGGAGUUUUGAAGUUGUUGCUCGCGGAUGAGAGGGUUGAGGCAGAGAGUAAGGACAAGGCGGGUAGGACACCGUUGGACUUAGCGCUUGAGAGAGGGCAUGAGGUGUGUGCCAAGUUGCUGAAGGAGAAGACGGGAAAGUUGGAGGAAAAAGUGGAGGAAAAGGCUGAUGAUGGAGAUGCGGAAGGUAGUAGCACUGCGGCCGGGGGUGGGGAGGAGGCCAGGGAUGGGGAGGGAGGUACAGGUGGAGAAGGUGUUACAAAUGGGGAGGUGACUACAGGUGAGGAAGCUGUCACAGCUACAGAGGGAGCUGCUAUCGGAGAGGGGGCCGUGGUUGCAGAGGCAACUGCCCCUGGCGAGCCCGCCGUAACCUUUGAGCCAUCCGGAGAAGAAACGGCCACACAGGAACCAACAGCUGCUGCUGCUGAGGUAGUUGCAGCCAUGGUGCCAAUUGCGGGGGACAAUGCUCCGCUCUAG
Tuber aestivum (summer truffle) is the source of this 1890-nucleotide messenger RNA. The record is from the annotation of a GenBank genome assembly. Lineage: Eukaryota; Fungi; Ascomycota; Pezizomycetes; Pezizales; Tuberaceae.